AUGUCAGGCGACCAACGAUCCCACCUCGCCGGAUCUUCGACCGCUGAGCUCCCCGCUUUGGGGGAGCAUCCCCUGAGCAACGAAACUUACGACGACCGCCCCGCAGCAGUAUCAGAACGCUACUGGCGGCUGUUCGAUGACCCAGGCUUGCCACCUGCCAACGGCGCGCCCACCGACCCAUUGCCGGUAACACCCGAGGCUUUCCACGACCUCACCCACCAGGUCUGGACCCUGACAAGCAUGGUCCAGACCAUCAUCCCGAUCAUCUCCCAGCGGACCCCGCCGCACGCACCACAGCAAGAGGCCCCCGCUCAGACUCACGCACAACUUCCCGAGCGCCCCGUCUCACCCCAGAACGCUGCAGCGGAAGACACGGCGAGCCGACCUGAGCCUGAGGUUCCGACCGCCGACUCGGCUAACGCCCUACGGGCUCAGCUGCGCCUUGUCAGCCAAAGGCUCGACGAGGUACAACAGGAAGUCCGCAAGUCAAAAGGAGAGCUCGGGGCGGAUGGGCGCCUGGGAUCCCCGUUUACCCCCGAGAUACAAGGUCAGGCGAUCCCGCCCCACUUCCGCCUCCCGUCUCUCAAUCCAUAUGACGGCGCCACCGACCCGGCAGAUCACGUGGCCGCUUUCCGCGCCCAGAUGGCGCUGUUCGGGACUUCCGAUGCCCUGAUGUGCAGGGCAUUCCCGACGACACUGCGAGGACCGGCCCGCACAUGGUACAGCGGCCUGAAGCCCGGAACCGUCACCUCCUUCGAUCAACUCGCUAAGGAUUUCGAGCUCAACUUCCUGGCGAACGCCCGACCUAAGCCGUCCAUGGCGCUGCUUCUCGGACUCAAUCAAAAGGAGGACGAGCCCCUCUCCCAUUUCGUGAGCCGAUUCGCAACCCAGAUCCGCGGAUUGUCGGAUGCUCACCCUUCUUUCUUGAUGCAGGCGUUCAUGACAGGCCUGCGACCGUCCCGGUUCUUCUGGUCGCUCGUGGAGCGACCCCCCGUCACAGUCCCCGAGAUGCUCCAACGAGCCAGCCAGUUCGUCGCCGCGGAGACCUGGAUGGCUGGAAGGCGGGAAGAACACAAAAAAGUCAAAUCAGAACCGCCCCGACAGCAACAACCCGCCGUCUCCCGGCGAAAACUGGACCGACCCGACACGAGGGCCCCCCUUCCCGUCUUGAAUGCAUCCCGGACCGAGAUAUUCCUACACGAGAAGGGAAAGGGGCUGCUCAAGGACCCUCGCCCGAUGAGGAACCCCCGGGAACUCGCAGACCGCUCAAGAUAUUGCCGGUUCCAUCGACAGCACGGGCACGACACCGAGCAGUGCUAUGAGCUGAAGAAGCAAAUCGAGGAACUUAUUCUCAGAGGACACCUUGGCCGAUACCUCCGCCCAAACAAGGAACAGUCGCCUCACCCCGAGGGUCCUGUCGAGCGGCACAUCGAUGUGAUAGCCGGGGGCCCCGCAUCGGGAGGAGGCUCCAUGUCAGGUAGGAAGGCGUACGCCCGAGCUGCUCCUGACAAAGUCUCGGGGCACGAGCCGGAACCCGAGAUCACCUUCCCAACCGGAGCUUCCGAGCGACCGGACCACGACGACGCCCUAGUAAUAUCAGCCAGGGUUGCCAACGCACAGAUGAGGAGGAUAAUGGUCGACACGGGAAGCUCGGCUGACAUACUCUACCUCGACGCCUUUCAGAAGCUGGGCUUGGUCAAGGAGAAUCUAAGCCCGAUGUGCUCAGCGCUCACCGGUUUCACAGGGGACUCAAUAUCACCCCUGGGGGCCGUUACUCUGCCCCUGACUUUGGGGACCCCGCCGAAAUCAAAGACAGUGAUGACCACCUUCCUGGUGGUCGAUCUUCCUACCGCCUAUAACGCCAUACUCGGUCGGCCCACCCUCAACAAGGUCAGAGCGGUCGUCUCGACCUACUACCAGACCAUUAAAUUCCCAACUCAUGCGGGAGUCGGGGAAGCCACGGGGAGCCCCCGGGAGUCCAGACGGUGCUACCUUACCGCCGUAUCAUUGGGCAGGAGGGCCAGAACCGAGUCACAUCUAGAGGAUCCGCGAGAAGCAAAAAAAUCGACCUCUCAUCCCGAGCCGAAAGGGACCACCGUUGAUAUUCCUUUGCGAGAAGCCCGACCGGACCAAACCAUAAGGAUCGGAUCGGAACUGCCGGAGCAGGAAAGGGGGCGGCUCGUCGGUCUCCUACGGGAGAAUACCGACGUCUUCGCUUGGACCCCUUCGGACAUGACGGGCGUCGACCCAAAGGUCGCCGAGCACCACCUCAAUAUCCCACCUGACGCCCGCCCGGUAAAGCAAAAGGCCCGGCGCCAGGCCCCUGACCGACAGCGUGCGAUACAAGAGGAGGUAGACCGACUUUUAGCCGCGGGCUUCAUAGAAGAGGCCAAGUAUCCCCAGUGGCUGUCCAAUGUAGUCCUCGUAAAGAAACACAAUGGAAGCUGGAGAAUGUGUGUUGACUACACCAGCCUCAACGAUGCAUGCCCCAAAGACUGCUACCCUCUCCCCAAGAUCGACCAGCUAGUCGACGCAACAGCCGGUCACUCACAACUCUCUUUCAUGGAUGCCUACUUAGGGUAUAACCAGAUCAGGAUGGCGCCCGACGACAGAGAACAUACGGCCUUCCUCACCGAUCAAGGUGUGUACUUCUACAAGGUCAUGCCGUUCGGACUAAAGAACGCUGGAGCCACCUACCAGAGAACGGUGAAUAAGAUGUUCGCACAUCAAAUCGGGAGGAACAUAGAGGUUUACGUGGACGACAUGAUCGUAAAGAGCCGAGAAGCCGGGACACACCUUGCCGACCUGGCCGAAGCCUUCACCACGCUGCGCAAAUUCGGCAUGCGGCUCAACCCCGCGAAAUGCGCCUUCGGCGUCACCUCCGGGAAGUUCCUGGGAUUCAUUGUGCACCAGAGAGGGAUCGACGCCAACCCAGAGAAGGUUCAAGCAAUAAUCAAUAUGAAGUCCCCCCGGACGGUCAAAGACCUACAGCAACUCAACGGAAGACUUGUCGCCCUAUCUCGCUUCAUCUCCCGAUUGGGCGAUCGUUGCCUCCCAUUCUUCAGGGCGCUCAAAAACCCGAAGAACUUCCAGUGGACGUCAGAGUGCGAGGAGGCUUUCAAACAAAUAAAACAGCACCUGGCCGACCUCCCUCGGCUCGCCUCCGUCCCCACAGGCGAGAAGCUGGGCCUCUACUUGGCGGCCUCCCAGCACGCAGUCAGCUCGGUACUGGUCAAGGAGAGCUCCGGCCAACAACUCCCGGUCUACUACGUCAGCCACGUCCUAAGUGGACCCGAGGAGCGUUACCCGCCGAUCGAGAAACUCGCGCUCGCCCUAGUACUCUCGGCCCGGAGGUUGCGCCCCUACUUCCAGGCACACCCAGUGGAGGUCAUCACCAACCAACCACUUCGGCAGGUCUUAACGAAAUUUGAUGUUGCAGGACGGCUCCUCAAGUGGGCGGUAGAGCUCGGCGAGCAUGACAUAAGGUACGCGCCCCGUAACGCCAUCAAGGCACAGGCGGUAGCCGACUUCAUCGCGGAGCUGACGCAGCUAGAGGACACGGACCUGGAGAAGGUUCCCGAAGCCUGGACCCUACACGUCGACGGCUCGGCCAACUUGAAGGGCGCCGGAGCUGGACUAGUCCUCCUCGCCCCCGAUGGACGCUCGUUCGAACGAUCCCUUCGCUUCGGGUUCAGAGCCACCAACAACGAGGCCGAGUACGAGGCGCUCUUAGCGGGGCUAAGGCUGGCCCUCGAAAUGCAGGUGACCGCGAUACAUGUCCUCACUGACUCGCAACUCGUGGCCGAGCAGCUCAACGGCGGAUACGAGGCUUGGGACGCAACCAUGGCGAAAUACCUGGCGCGGGUAAGGGACCUGACCACCAAGUUCCGCUAUUUUACAUUGUCUAACGUUCCGAGGGAAGAGAACGGACGAGCCGACGCGCUCGCUAAGCUAGCGUCAAAGCCAACCCCCGAAGCUUGGCCGGGAGUGGAGGAGCUCCCUGCCCGUGCAGUCGAAAUUGCAACCACGGCCCCCGACGGCACUCCAACCACGUGGGUACAAGAGCUGCUGCGCUUCAAGCAGGACGGAACCCUCCCCCCUGAUGAGGAUGCAGCUCGGCGCCUGCGUCGUACGCACGCGUGGUACACCGUGGAGUGCGGCCACCUUUACAAGCGAUCCUUUGCCUAUCCCCUCCUGCGAUGUUUAGAGCCUGACGAAGCCCAGAUGGUUCUGACCGAAACCCACGAGGGGGUAUGCGGCGAGCAUAUCGGCGGACGAACCCUGGCGCACAAGAUACUUCGUCAGGGCUAUUACUGGCCGACCAUGCGCCGAGAUGCCAAAGCCUACGUUCAACGGUGCGCGUCAUGCCAGCAGCAUGCCCGCACGCCCCGACAACCCGCGGUCCCGCUCAGUCCCAUCGACUGCACAUGGCCGUUUGCGCAGUGGGGCUUGGACCUACUUGGACCCUUCCCGCCAGCCUCCGGACAAAGGAAGUACAUAAUUGUAGGGGUGGACUAUUUCACAAAGUGGGUCGAGGCCGAACCACUGGCGACGAUCACGGAACACCAAGUGGAGAAGUUCGUGUGGAAGAACCUGAUAACCCGGUUCGGGUUACCCAAGGCCAUUAUCACGGACAACGGGCCGCAGUUCGCCGGCAAAAGAUUCCGCAAGUUCUGUACCGAUCAGGGCAUCCAGCUGAGGUUCAGCUCGGUUGCCCACCCUCAGACCAACGGGCUAGUCGAGGUGACCAACCGAUCCCUCUUGGAGGGACUCAAAAGAAGAGUGUCCUCGGCCCGAUCGGCCUGGACAGACGAGCUCCCCAGCGUCCUCUGGUCGAUGCGCACCACCCCCAAGGCGGCAACCGGGGAGUCCCCGUACAGCUUGACGUUCGGGACCGAAGCCGUCUUGCCGCCCGAGAUAGCUAUCUCCACCCUCCGGACGAAAGGCUAUGACGAGGAAGUCUCCAACGAGGGACUUCGCGCGAACCUCGACGCGCUCGAGGAGCGACGCGCCGACGCGCACUUGAAAAUCCUCUCUUAUCAGAGAGCAGUCGCCAGGGUCUACAACAGGAAAGUGCGCCCUCGACCAAUAAGAUUGGGCGACCUGGUCCUCCGAAAGACCGAAGUCAGUGACCCGGCCCGAGCCAGGGGAAAGCUAGCCCCCAAAUGGGAAGGACCUUAUCGGGUCGUCGAGGUAGUCCGACCAGGCACUUACCGACUCACGUCGGCAAACGGUCGUCCUUUACCGAGAACCUGGAACGCCGAGAACCUUAAGAAGUACUUCGUAUGA
Molecule: messenger RNA, 5289 nt
Organism: Musa acuminata subsp. malaccensis (wild Malaysian banana)
Lineage: Eukaryota; Viridiplantae; Streptophyta; Magnoliopsida; Zingiberales; Musaceae
Source: RefSeq, a predicted model, not a curated record